This is a messenger RNA of Manihot esculenta (cassava), 1162 nucleotides long. RefSeq names its product probable receptor-like protein kinase At1g49730. Gene Ontology annotation, molecular function: ATP binding; protein tyrosine kinase activity. Gene Ontology annotation, cellular component: plasma membrane. Gene Ontology annotation, biological process: protein phosphorylation. The transcript is spliced from 7 exons. The record is from RefSeq and is a predicted model, not a curated record. Lineage: Eukaryota; Viridiplantae; Streptophyta; Magnoliopsida; Malpighiales; Euphorbiaceae. The coding region runs from base 165 to 1064 and encodes 299 amino acids.
UGAAUAAGUACAAGCAACUAACAGAUCCAACAAGUAACCGUACAGAGGGUAGAGACAAAUCCGUAGAGACUUCGCAAAAUGUAGUUACUGAAUUGACAAGAAUUUACUAUAACUGUGCUGCUCAGUGCAGACACUGAAAUCCUCACGGUUUUUGUUUAAUUGGGAUGGAUCGUCUUAUUCGCAAGAUCAGGCCUCACCUCCUCGCUUGGCUUCACCGAUCUCGUUCUGGCCAAUUAUUGUUUGUCAGGCGCUUCUCAUACAAUGAUAUAAAGAGGGCAACUGAUAGUUUUCAUAGGAUACUGUAUAGUGAUUCUAAUGGAACCGCCUAUAAGGCCAAAUUCCGAGAUGGUGACGUUGCUCUGGUCAAGGAACUUAAAGAUCUCAAUGAAGGAAAAGAUGUUUUCUAUAAGCAAGUACAAUUUUUGGGGCGUUUGCAUCACCGUCAUCUUCUUGCACUUAAAGGCUUCUCCGCUGGUCCUAAGAGGUUGUUAGUGUUUGACAACAUAGAAAAUGGAAGCCUGAAGGAGCAUCUAAAUGAUCCUCUGAAGACCCCCUUGAAUUGGAAUACAAGGUUACAGAUAGCAAUUGGGGUGACAUCUGCACUGGAGUAUUUACUUCUCUUUAGCAACCCACCAGCGUAUCAUGUGUCCAUCAGCUCAAGUAAUAUCAUGCUAGAUGAGAACUUUACUGCAAAGCUCUCCAAUGUUGGCCUUCCUAGUUCCGUUGGAAGUUAUGUUACUGUGCCCCAUGCCUCAUGUGCAGAAGAUUCUAUGAAUCAAAAUUGUGGAAACAUAAUUUUCCAGCUUGGUGUGCUAAUCCUUGAGUUAAUAACUGGUCAAUCAUCAGAGAAAGGAAGCAGUGAUUUAAUCCAAUGGAUCCAAGGAUCUCAUUUUCGUAAUUCCAUUCAAAAGAUGAUAGACCCAGAUCUUGGAAACAAUUAUGACACUGGAGAGCUUAAACAUCUUCUAGCAGUAGCAAGAUUGUGUAUAAAAUCUGGAGAUAGCCAGAUAUUUUCUAUUCCUCGGAUAUUUCGGUAUCUGCAGAAAAAGGUAGAUAUUCCAUGAGAUUCCUGAGUUUCGUUGAUAUGAAAUUCUUUUUAUUGUUCAAAUACAGAUUAAUUUCCUUCAUGCAGUGCUAGUUCUGCAGUGCUGCAAUUCCUUUU